Molecule: messenger RNA, 725 nt
Organism: Yamadazyma tenuis ATCC 10573
Lineage: Eukaryota; Fungi; Ascomycota; Pichiomycetes; Serinales; Debaryomycetaceae
Source: RefSeq, a predicted model, not a curated record
AUUCAUCUAUUCACCAUUCACAAACAUGCUCAGACAACUCACUAGAUCUUCGAAUAUGUUGAGUUUCAGGGGUUCUAGUAUGGGCUUGGUACGCCUGUUGACCACCAAGACUUCAAUAGUUGAACACACAACCGGUAGAAUCAUUACUUUAACCGAUCCAAACCGUCCAGAAAUUGGUGACUAUCCAAACCCUCCUCCAGUGUUGGCACAAUCAAAGGACCCAUACGCAAAGUAUGACGAUCAGCAGAAUAGAAGAAACUUCAAUGACCCUGUCAACAUCGAUGACGAUUACUAUGACAUGUGGUCUCCUGAUUACUUCCAACCAGUGUCUGACAAAACUGCUUUAAAACACAAUGGUGUAUUUUUUGGGUUAUUCAUUAGUUUUGGUGCAGUCAUUGCCUACUUCCAAUUGAACCCAGAGAAGCCUGCUAUGCCUAGAUCCUUCCCUGGGAAUGGCUUGGCCAAACUGUUAGGAUCUGGUUCUGAUGAAGAUGAUGGGUUUUACCAGGUGAAACCUGACCUUGAAGCUGAGAAAGAACUCGGAUUCCUUCCAGCUGAUGGUGACCUUUCCGCCAGUAUUGAAUCAUACAAGAAAACGCACGCUGAUUUCAUUAAACAGUAGGUAUUCCACUCAACACUGUCUUAUUUAUCAUGCUCAUGUAUAAUAUACAUAUCUCAUAGAUUUACUUAAAAUGACUCUAGUGUGGUGAAACUGAAUAGUUCAU